Gastrolobium bilobum is the source of this 1233-nucleotide messenger RNA. Its product is annotated as thioredoxin-like protein AAED1, chloroplastic. Gene Ontology annotation, molecular function: antioxidant activity. The transcript has 9 exons. The record is from RefSeq and is a predicted model, not a curated record. NCBI's taxonomy places the organism in Eukaryota, Viridiplantae, Streptophyta, Magnoliopsida, Fabales, Fabaceae. The coding region runs from base 77 to 847 and encodes 256 amino acids.
UUUUCUGAACUUGCUAAUAAACGAGGAACAGACAGAAAGAAGAAACAGCCUUUCUCCAUUUCUGAGACCACUUUCCAUGGCAUGCUUUCCUUCUACAACGUUUUUGUCGAAUUCUCUUCACCUUAACAAAAAUACAAAUCAGUGUCUGCUACAUGUAUAUUCAACCCUCUCACUAAACCAAAACCUUAGAAUAUAUUCGAAAAAUCUACUCAAACUCUCACCAACCCGAUACCAUGUAACAACAGUACCUUGUGCUACUGGUUCUGCAGGAGUUGGGUCUCCCUUGUUGAGUGAGGAUACCACGAGUUCACUUGAUUUGGUGAAAGUUUUUGAUUUGAAAGGAAACGGGAUUCCAAUUUCUGAGUUGUGGAAAGAUAGGAAAGCCGUUGUGGCUUUUGCUCGCCAUUUUGGGUGCGUGCUUUGCCGCAAAAGGGCUGAUUAUCUUGCUUCCAAGAAGAAUAUAAUGGAUGCAUCUGGUGUGACACUUGUAUUAAUUGGACCUGGGAGCAUUGAUCAGGCCAAAGCAUUUGCCGAGCAAACAAAAUUUGAAGGAGAAAUAUAUGCAGACCCCAAUCACUCAUCAUAUGAGGCCUUAAAAUUUGUUUCUGGAGUUUUAACCACAUUUACCCCCAAAGCGGGUCUUAAGAUUAUACAAUCAUAUAUGGAAGGUUAUCGACAAGAUUGGAAGCUUUCAUCUGAAAAGGAUACCGUUACUAGAGGAGGCUGGCAACAAGGAGGAAUUAUAGUUGCAGGUCCCGGUAAAAAUAACAUCUCAUACAUUCACAAGGACAAAGAAGCAGGUGAUGACCCAAACAUUGAAGAUAUCUUAAAAGCAUGUUGUUCCUGAAGAAAGCAGAACGGGUUCUUUCCCUGCUUUAUUUAUCCUGAUUCGUGAAGUGUGGUACUCUCAUCAUAAGGCAUUGUACAUCACUGACGCUGAACAGUAGCUUUGCCUUGAGGUUCAGUUAUAAGAUAGCUUUAUUACCCGCCAUUCACCAGAUGAAAACUCAGUUUUUAAUCUAAUACUAUUAGACUCCUAAUGUAAGAUUCUAUUUUUGUGGCAAAAUCUUUUAUGUAAUAUGUUUCCAUUUAUGAUCCUGAUCCAUAAUGAACGUUCUGCCUCCACCAGUUUUAGUGUUGUUAUAUGAUUUUGUUUUAUUUCAUUGUUUCAAUUUGAAGUGGAAUGAGCUGGGCUUCUUAAAAAGUUUGUACGAUAAGUUGAGUUAAAAAAUU